Messenger RNA from Penicillium concentricum, 924 nucleotides. RefSeq lists its product as uncharacterized. Lineage: Eukaryota; Fungi; Ascomycota; Eurotiomycetes; Eurotiales; Aspergillaceae. The record is from RefSeq and is a predicted model, not a curated record. Bases 1 to 924 code for a protein of 307 amino acids. The transcript is spliced from 3 exons.
AUGUGCUUGGUGCUCGUGGAUGUGUGGGAUUCGUCCAUUAUAGAGGUCUCUUGGUUGAUCAUCGCUUUUGCGCUCGGUAUUUCCCAAGUGGUAGGGACAAUAAAGCGACCGGAAAAGAUGGGCUUCGAGGCUUCGUUGACUGGUUUCAAUGAUUGGUCGUUUGGCCAAGUCGCUUCUAUGGUGACACUGGUCGCACCGCUCAUCACAAUUAUUGAUUAUUUCCAGGAAGAAGAUGAGGCACGCGCACAAGAUGAAGCACAGCCUGUGCCCCCCGAAAUUCCUCUCCCUUCGAUAUCAAACCUAAUUUUGGACCCCAAUGACCCCGACAAGGAUUGGACCUCCCAUGGCCAAAUUUUCGGUCUGAUCGAUUGGCAUAUAAUCACACUUGUUUGUGGUAUAUUCUUCUCGGUGGCACACCGUGACCCUCUUCGCAUGAUAAAGGAUCCUUCAUAUUUAUUCGAGGGUAUCCUCAUCUUCACGACUAGUAGGAUGGUUGUACCCAUUCUUUGCUCUUUGAUGGUGGACACUGUCUUUGCGGAAGCGGGUCCUAUGAGUACUUCUUACAACGCUCUCCAGAUGCUGGUAAAGCUACACGGCAUGGUAUCUGUAUUUGGUUUCUCCAUUUAUACGAAGAUGACGUCUGGUCUUCUGCCGCUUCUUAUUAUCGGUGCUGUGGCGUAUCGAUUAUUUCCAUUUUUCAAGAGUUAUUCUCAAAAUACCACCUCUCAAAGUACCAUGUCUCAAAGUACCCAAUUCAACAGCAUCCACUUCAGCCCGCCAAGCAACGAUCCCGGUCUUACCAGCAACAACGACUUCACCCCCAUGCCAAACAAUGACCCUGGCCUUUGCAACGCUGAAACCAAUGACAGCUCUAAGCCCGUAUCAAGCAACGACCGCAGUUUUGUCAGCACUGCGUCCUCUUGA